AUCAAAGCAAAGGUCACCCACCACCAUCUGAACCCAUACUCCUAACUUCUGUAACUAUUUUCACUUCUUGCAUGUUAAUCAAGAGUAUAGUAAUUAAUCACUUGUAAUCAUAGAUAUAUUAAUUACCUUAUAUGUUGUUGUUGGUAAAUUUGAAGUAUAUAUUUUUUUUCAUCCUUCACCACACACACAAGAUGAUGAUGAAUAGUCGCGGCUACUUUCUUACACCAAUAUCUCUUUGUCAUUCGAGCAUCGUUGUAUCUUUCCCGCCAAUUUCAUCACCAGCAACAGCAGCAGUUGCGGUUAGGUCUUCUCGUUCUAAUUCAUUCUUGAUAAGAAUAGCAAUGAGAAUAUCAAGAGCAAGGUGGUUCACUUUCCUAAGAAGAGUUUUUCAUUACCAAAAUGGAUAUUCAUCAACAUCUCAUCUUGGAUCCAACCCUUUCAAUUCAAUAACUUGGAUGAUGAUGGAGUGCAUAUCAUUAAGUAUCCAAAUAAUUCUGUGUGUAUAUACACUGGCUGUUUCAAAAGAGGAGAAGCCAGUUUGGCCAAUGAUCAGGAUAUGGGCGUUGGGAUAUGUCUUUGGUUGUAUACUUAGUGUCGUCCUGCUUUAUUCGCGCUAUUGGGCGUUCUACAUCAGGCCACAAAGACAUGAUUCUGACACGGAGCAGCAAAGAAGCCAUGAAGAUGAUCAAUCCAGGGCAUCGUGGAUGAUGGAGAAAUUGAGGACUAGUGUGGAACUAUUCUUCGCGAUAUGGUUUGUGAUGGGGAAUGUUUGGGUGUUUGAAUCACGUUUAUUGUCAUAUCAUCAUGCUCCUAAACUUCACUUGCUCUGCAUUUCUCUCCUUUCUUGGAAUGCAAUCAUCUACUCUUUCCCCUUCAUAUUGUUUCUAUUGCUAUGCUGUUGUGUCCCAAUGUUGAGUACCUUUCUAGGCUACAAUAUGAACAUGGCAUCUCUUGAUCGAGGGGCUUCUGACGAACAACUCUCCUCUCUUCCUAGCUGGAAAUACAAAUUAGAAAUUCGAAACAAGGAAGACGAAAAUUCUGAGUGUUGUAUUUGUUUAGCCAAGUAUGGAGAUAAAGAAGAGAUCAGACAAUUGCCUUGUUCUCAUAUAUUUCAUCUCAAGUGUGUGGAUCAAUGGCUCAAAAUUAUAUCUUGCUGUCCUCUCUGCAAACAAGAGCUAGAGAGGUAAAGAUCCAAGAAAGCUCUUGAGGCUAGAUGUAUUUUUAUUCACUUUUGCUUUCUCUAGUACAAUUUUAAACAAAGAGUGAGUCGAAUUAAAUUGUAUGGAACACUUAAAGCCUGUUUGACUUAACUUAUUUAAAACAACUUAUAAAUUAAAAGCAUCUUAUAAGUCAAAAUAAAUAAA
This is a messenger RNA of Solanum dulcamara, 1364 nucleotides long. Its product is annotated as E3 ubiquitin-protein ligase At4g11680-like. Bases 132 to 1187 code for a protein of 351 amino acids. NCBI's taxonomy places the organism in Eukaryota, Viridiplantae, Streptophyta, Magnoliopsida, Solanales, Solanaceae. The transcript is spliced from 3 exons. The record is from RefSeq and is a predicted model, not a curated record.